AUGUUCGCCUUCACGCUCGGCAGUACCGUGACCACCCUCUCUGUGCUUGGCCUCUGUACAGGAGGGUCGGCGGCGACCUCACGUGUCCAAUCGCGCAGCGGGAAAACACCGAGCCUGGCUUUCGAUCCAGCAACCACGUCCUACUGCUCUUGGUGGAUCGACUACGAUGGUUCCAUGACCUGUCAGGAAGUCCUCGACGACAAUUGGAUUGAGCUAGAUGCAUUUCGCCGCUGGAACCCUUCUGUCGGCGCUGACUGCAUUGGCCUUGUGUCCGGCAAUAGCUUUUGCGUCGAGGCUGUCAAGGAGCCCGCACCAACAACGACCCAGAAAACGUCCGACAUACCUAGCUCAUCGAAUUCCAAAGCCGACACGCCCACUUCCAAGCCCACUUCGUCACCUUCUCCCGUCCAACCAACCACUUCCAGUGUCAUUGCUAGCAGUGCCACUCCGACUUCUAGUAACGGCGUGGCUACACCCUCGCCCAUACGCCCUGGGAUGGUCAGAAACUGCAAAACCUUUCACUUCGUCGAAUCGGGAGAUAACUGCGGCACAAUGGCUGAAAAGUAUGCCAUAGGCACUGCCAACAUUAUUGCGUGGAACGGACUCAACAAUGCAUGCACCAAUUUAUGGCAGGACACAUAUGCCUGCGUGGGCAUAAUCGGUGGCUCACCCAGCCCUUCUCCUACCACUUCAGUUCCAUCUGGCAAUGGUGUUUCGACUCCGCCGCCUGUCCAGCCACGGAUCGUAAAAAAUUGCAACAAAUUUUUCUUCGUUGAAUCAGGAGAUACAUGCGACGUUAUCAACCAGAAGACUGGCGCGCGAAUAGUCGAUAUCGUUGCAUGGAAUGGACUCAACAGCGGAUGCACCGAUAUCUGGGGCGACACAUAUGCUUGCAUCGGCGUCAUUGGUGGCUCGACUUCGUCCACUUUCUCAUCUUCUCCAAGUCCUACCCAGUCCGGCAAUGGCGUAUCGACGCCAACACCAGUUCAGCCAGGAAUAGUAAAGAACUGUAACAAGUUCUUCUUUAUUGAAGGAGGAUAUACGUGCGAUGUUAUUAAAGAGAAGACUGGUGCCCGAGUAGCAGACAUUAUAUCGUGGAAUGGAUUGAACAGCGGAUGCACAAACAUCUGGGGCAGCACAUAUGCAUGCGUCGGUGUUAUCGGCCAGUCCCCGACCACAACUACACCAUCCCCUUCGCAGACGUCCAGCGGACCCGCAACACCUUCACCUAUCCAAUCCGGGAUGACCAAAGGCUGCACCUUUUGGCACUUUAUUGGCGGUUCUACGACAUGUCAGCAGGUCCUGAGCUACCAGAAGGUCACGAUGGCGCAGUUCUACAAAUGGAAUCCGGCUGUGAAGGCAGACUGCAGUGGCUUGUGGAAAGAUACCUAUGCUUGUGUCCGCGGACCAUAG
Messenger RNA from Alternaria burnsii, 1413 nucleotides. RefSeq lists its product as uncharacterized. The record is from RefSeq and is a predicted model, not a curated record. Lineage: Eukaryota; Fungi; Ascomycota; Dothideomycetes; Pleosporales; Pleosporaceae. The transcript is spliced from 2 exons. The coding region runs from base 1 to 1413 and encodes 470 amino acids.